UUGGAUUCGGGGAUAGACGCCAUUCUGGCUGCGGAGGACCUAUAUUCUGAUUUCCGGAAUAGCUGGGAUUAGACUGCGACCCGUACAUAUCUGGCAAUCCUUCGUCAGCGACUAUGAACGAUCGUCGCCGGGAGGGAAGAGGUGGGAGGUCAUUUCACUCAGACAGCAGAGGAAGAAAGAGAAGAAAAAGGGUCGGCUGACCGUCAGUCCGUCGAGCAGCCCCAAAAUGACACGAGACAACUUUAGCAACGGCACAUGUGGCCCCCAAGGCUUGCUGGAGAUAUCGAAAUCUUUGACGAGAAAAUUCAAGAGGCAAAUUAUAGCAUUCCUGUUUGUGUCAAGCAAGCUGUUUUCUCUUGUUGUUUUUCUGGCGCAUCUCCGAGAUACGACCCAUUAUCUCCGCCAGCCAAAUGCCCCACUUCCACGAACACCUCUCUCUCUCCAUCAAUCUGAUAUAGGAGUCAUCAUUAAUUAUGCCCAACAAAUUAUUAUUAUACUGCUCAGAUGAUCAUGUUCAUCUCCUGUGACGGGUAAUGGAUGGAACUG
Molecule: messenger RNA, 546 nt
Organism: Aspergillus wentii DTO 134E9
Lineage: Eukaryota; Fungi; Ascomycota; Eurotiomycetes; Eurotiales; Aspergillaceae
Exons: 1
Coding region: 227-508 (93 amino acids)
Source: RefSeq, a predicted model, not a curated record